Molecule: messenger RNA, 2460 nt
Organism: Pygoscelis adeliae (Adelie penguin)
Lineage: Eukaryota; Metazoa; Chordata; Aves; Sphenisciformes; Spheniscidae
Gene: DRC11
Product: IQ motif containing with AAA domain 1
Exons: 21
Coding region: 1-2460 (819 amino acids)
Molecular function (GO): protein binding; ATP hydrolysis activity; ATP binding
Source: RefSeq, a predicted model, not a curated record
AUGUGGACAGAUGCCCAGAAAGACCUCGACAUCCAGCUCCGGAGAGAAAGAGAAGAGUUCCUCCAGCCAGAGAAGGACCGCGUGAAAGUAUUCAAGAUGUUAGCCGCUUCCUACAUCAAAUACAUGCAAAUCUUCCGUAACUUGGAGACGGCCCAUGACCAACUCGUUCACUGGCAGAAACGGACAGUGAUUCGGCAAGUGCUAGAUGGUGUUAUUGGCCGAAUCCUGGAGAUAAAAAAAGAGAUGGUGGAGUUGGAGAACUCGGAGUUUCAUUACAUUGAUAAUAUCCUGGAAGAUGUAAAGCUUCUCCCGGAAGACAUAGAAGUACCUGUCCCAAGGUAUUUCAUUAAAGAAAAGCUGGAAGUCCUGCAGCAGAGGGAGAAGAUCCUUGAUCAGAUUUUGUUUAAUGCUGGAUUGCAAACACAGGAAGUAAAAAAAUGUGUCAAGGCCAUGACAUUUGAAGAAGCCAUUAAAGUGAUCCAGGUUGCAGAACGGGCUCGCCAAGGCCGUCAUCGAGCAGCAUUCAUGAAGCAAAUUUACCUGGAAGAGAAGAGAGAAAGACAAACUAAACUUCAGGUCCAGAUGGGUCCAAAUCCAGAUGAUGCUGCCACUUGCAUUCAGAAGGUUUGGCGUGGAUAUAUCCAGCGCAAGAAAACAGACAAAAUGAGAGAAGAGGAAAUGAUAUUUCUGGGGAUGAGCCUACCUCCUCACUUAAAGGCAAUAAGUAUUUCACAGAUGCAUACUGGGCAAAUGAAUGUCCUGCAAGGUGAGGUCCAGGAGAGGCACAAGGAAGUAUUCAUCAAGGACAAGCUGAGAGAAACGGAGGGGCUUGACAUCAAGGAAACUCUCCAGGAUCAGAUUGGCCAGUGUUUCAUCGAGUGCCGGCAUAUCAUAGGCAAGUUUCCUGACUAUCCUACUGAAGAGGCAGGAGGUUCAAUGGCUAUUCUUUCUCAAAAAACUCCAGAGCAGGUCGCUGCAGAACUGGCUGCCAAAAAGGAGAUAUCUUUGCAGAAAAAAGCCCAAAAGAAAAAAAAAGAAAAAGAAGGGAAGGAAAAAAUGAAAGGAAAAAAACCACAGAAAACUGGAAAGAAAGAAGAAGAGGAGGGCUGGAAAAUGGCUCCCAGUAAUUUCCUUUCAAUAAUGGAGGAAGGAAACAGUCAAUACAAAGCCGCUUGGCAGAACAGAGACAAGGGAUGUGAUUUUCUCCAGGAUCAUGACCCGGAGCUGAUCAAAGAAGAGAAACGGGAAGAAGUAGAGGAAGAGAUCAGAGUGCAGGUUGACGAAUUGAUGCAACAAAAACUGGAGAACCUCAAACUGGCUGUGGAUGGAGAGAAGAGUGACAAAAAGAAAAAAGGAAGAAAAAGUGAAAAGAGGGGAAAGAAGACAACCAUGAGGAAAAAGAUACCCGAGAUGGAGGAAGAUCUAACUCCUGACAGGACCAUCGAUUCUCUGUACAGAGAACUAGUGGAAGAAGGAUUACUAAUAAAAGCCAAGACUGUGAAUCUCUCCGAUUAUGUUGGCGAGUACAGCUAUCUGGGGACCACACUUCGUCAGGUAGAUAUAGAGCCAAUGCCCUGUCUCGCGGAUGUCAGACAGCUAAUAGCACUGUAUGGAAUAUUGCCAUUAGGUUCCCAAACAGUCCAUGAGAAGGCUCCUUUGGUGAAAGCCUUGUUACUAGCUGGACCCACUGGUGUUGGAAAGAAAAUGUUGGUCCAUGCCAUCUGCACAGAAACAGGAGCCAACCUCUUCAACUUAUCUGCUUCCAACAUUGCUGGGAAAUAUCCAGGCAAGAAUGGCCUGCAAAUGAUGCUUCACAUGGUUCUCAAGGUGGCUAAGCAAUUGCAGCCUUCAGUUGUGUGGAUUGGAGACACAGAAAAAAUAUUUUCUAAAGCAGUGCCGAAGGCUGAAGAAGAGAUGAACCCAAAACGACUGGAAAAGAUCCUCCCCAAAUUCCUUAAGGCUUUGAAAGCACAGGACAGAGUGCUGCUAGUGGGAACCACCAACCGUCCCUUUGACGCUAAUCUUAAACCUUUCUGCAAAGUCUACCAAAAAAUUAUUCUGAUUCCUAGGCCUGACUACGCUUCAAGAUUUGUGUUAUGGAAACACAUCAUCCUGCAGAACGGUGGAGCAAUCACCAACUUGCUGAACAUAAGCUGCCUAGCAAAGGUGUCUGAUGGUUUCACCCAGGGACACAUCAUCCAGGCGGUGCAAGCUGUCCUGAGUGAGCUACGCCUGCUGCAGAUGACCAGGAAGCCACUGAGGACUGCCGAGUUCAUGACUUCUCUGGCCAGACAGGACCCGGUGUACAGAGAGGAGGAAGAAAUAUUUAAGGCUUGGUAUGCCAAGACACAGCUGGGUAAAGCGCGAAUCAGAGCACUGGCAGACAGUGAAAAAGCAGGAAAAGACGCUUGCUUGCAGCAGGCUGCCGGCUUCACAAACUCGGCAGCACAUCCAGAUUAA